AUGGCGCCGGGGCAGCCCUUGCUUGCCGUCACGCCGGAGGCCACACGGCCCGGCAGCACCCGCGCGUCACGACCAGGCAGCCAAAGCCGACGGGUCUCCGUGGAGGAGAGGAGGAGGGCUGAAGGACGGAACGCCGAGGAGCGGCGGAAGUCGGAACUUGAAGCACUGCAUGCUGCGAAUGAAUUGAGGGAGUUCGUGAACCAGAAAGAAGGCUCAGCAUUGCGGGCUUGGUGCAAGCACUUCGACCCCGACAACGACCAGAAGAUCAGCCAGAGCCAGUUCUUGCGAGGCAUGAGUAAGAUGGGCUACAACGGAGAUGCUGCCGCGCUCUUCAAGUCGCUGGAUGCCGACCGCUCUGGGGAGCUUUCGCUCGAGGAGAUUGAUGCGUACGCCUCGGGCCAAUGGCGCCGCUUUCGGGCCUUUUGUGUCCAGAACUUCGAGGACCCAGAGGACAUGGUUCGACGUUUGGGGAAGAAGGUGGAGAUCGAACAACGUCGGGGCGGAGCACAGGUCUUGCAAGGUGGUCCAGACGUUUGGACCGUCACACAGGCGCAGUUUACCGACAAUGUGCGUGCCCUGGGCUGGAGCAGUGGCUACGAGGACAUGCUCUUUCCGGCCAUGAACGUGCAUGACAAGGAUGCCAUUUCGGUGGAAGAUCUGAAAUGGCUGGAGAUGGAGCAGCGGCGGCAGAAGCGAAAAGAGCUCGCCAAGAAGAAAGCCUUGCAGGAGAACCACACCAGGAACAAGGACGCCAACUUCAAGGGGCGAGAGGCAUGCCUUGCUGACUUCAAAAACUACCUCCGCCGGAAGUAUGGAAGCUUCCUUCGCGCCUGGUUUAAGGCAUUGAGCCCAGACGGUGCCAUGAUCCUGCGCCGAAGCGAGGUCUUCAAGGCGUGCGCCCAACUGGGUUGGCCAGGGAAUGUUCGUCUCUUGUUCUCGGCCUUCGACAAGGACAACAGUGGCUACGUGUCCAUCGAGGAGCUUGAUGCUCGAGCUGCCGAACUCCUCGCCCACUUUCAUGACUUCGUCAUGAGCAAAUUUGGCAGUGCCACCGCAGCGUUCCAUGCUUUCGACAAGUACAACCAGAAGAAGCUGAAGCAGCACGAGUUCAUCAGCCAGGUGAAGAACCAUGGCUUCCAGCAUCCCGCGAAGCUCCUCUUCCACGGCCUGGACCACAAGGAGAUGAAGGCUGUGAUGCUGGAAGACAUGCUUUUUCUGGACCGCUGGAAACCACCGGCAUUCCUGACACGAACUGCUAACCCACAGGCCAUGGAGGAGUUCAAAGCGCUGCUGGUCCGGAACUACAAGAACUUCCUCAAGGCUUGGCGACACUGCCUGGACCAGGACUCCAGCAACCGAUGCAAUUACGACGAGUUCGAUGCAGCAUGCCAGAAGCUGAAGUUCAAAGGCGAUGUUGCGGGUGCCUGGAGAGCUUUGGAUGAAGACCUGUCCGGAUACAUCACGCUCCAGGAGAUCGACCCAGCUUCCUCCAGCGCCUUAGCCAACUUCCGCAGGUGGUGUGACGAGGAGUUUGGCAGCGUCCGGUCAGCCUUCAGCGUCUUUGACAACAGUGGCGACAACGAGGUCAACUAUCGCGAGUGGCGGCGCUCCCUGCGCUUCUAUGGCUUUGAGGGUGAUGCCAGCACACUGUUUUACGCCCUGGAUGUCGAGAGGAGCGGCACCCUGGCGCUGCAGGAGGUGGAAUUCCUGGAUGAGUGGAUCUUCCCCGGUGCGAGCACUACGCAGGAGGCCAGUUCAUCUACGUAUUCAUCCCAGGUGCUGGGCGAGCCGCCCGUACCACAACACGUGACCACGCAGUACGUCACGGAAGGCCCGGGCCCUGCGGCCUACGCUGCCGGGCAUGGCGUUGGCAGUGGUCCGCCUGCGCCGAUGCGGCCCUUCCCGGGAGCUUUCUCCUUCCGGAAGCGGACUGGGGGCACCAUGCUCCUGCCGCCGACGCCUCGCGAUGCCGGGGAGGAGCCUUCUCCUUUGGACUACGAUUCCCGGCCUGGGUGGUCCACCAUGGCCCCGAGCAAGCCCUCCUGGCCUUUCAGCAAGGAGGCUCGAAAGUCGAAUGAGCCCGUCGACAACGAGGAGGAGGAGCAGUCCCCGGGUCCUGGGGCGUACACUCCUCUGACGGCCCCGGCCGUAGCCGUCGCUUGCACCCCUCGGCGCGCGCUGAAGGUGCAUCCGUUCUUCAGAGAGGGCCUGGGAAAGCGGACGCAGUUCACGCCACGGCAGGACAUCCUCGCACUUCCAAGAGUCUGA
This is a messenger RNA of Symbiodinium sp. CCMP2456, 2268 nucleotides long. Lineage: Eukaryota; Dinophyceae; Suessiales; Symbiodiniaceae. The record is from the annotation of a GenBank genome assembly.